CUAUCCCUUGAAACAGACACUGAAGAAAUAUUCAAUGCGGAUACAAAACACUGGGCAGCCCUGGUAUCAGAUGUGUACUUAGGUGGCCUUGCUAUAAAUUGGUCAAAUGUGAGGAAUGUGAUGGACAUGAAUGCAGGCUAUGGAGGAUUUGCUACAGCACUGAUUGAUCGACCCCUGUGGGUAAUGAACGUCGUUCCUAUCAGUGGACCGGAUACUUUACCCAUUAUCUUUGAUAGGGGAUUGAUUGGCACAUACCAUGACUGGUGCGAGUCCUUCAAUACCUAUCCGCGGACAUAUGAUCUUCUACAUUCCAGCUUCCUCUUUGGAAAUUUAAGUCAAAGAUGUGACCUAGUGGAUGUAGCUGUAGAGAUGGACAGAAUGCUGAGACCGGGUGGAUAUCUAUUAGUUCAAGAUACUUUUCAGAUGAUUAAACAACUUGGCUCAAUUCUGCGUUCACUUCAUUGGUCAGUAACUCUGCAUCAAGAGCAGUUUCUUGUUGGUAAGAAGGAUUUUUGGCGCCCCAAAGACACUGCAAAAAUAUGAAAGUCCUAAGCAGUUUUGUAUAUUUUACAGAUAUAUGUCUCCAGUUUAUCUGUAGAGAGAAAGAGAGAAAAGAAAACAUACUUCUCAACAAGUUAUAACAAAUUUUCUUCUGAAUGUAUCCCAUUGAUUCAUUCAUUUCCUCUCAAAGAGAAGUAUUCAAAUUUAUACAAAUACAUACUUCCAGAGGAAAGUGAUUUUUGUCUCUAAAAAUGAAAAGAUGUUCGCUUCUUGGCACACUUAUAUACAGUA
This is a messenger RNA of Nicotiana tabacum (common tobacco), 792 nucleotides long. NCBI's taxonomy places the organism in Eukaryota, Viridiplantae, Streptophyta, Magnoliopsida, Solanales, Solanaceae. The record is from RefSeq and is a predicted model, not a curated record.